This is a messenger RNA of Syngnathoides biaculeatus (alligator pipefish), 3844 nucleotides long. It is a transcript of the gene syt6a, whose product is annotated as synaptotagmin VIa. The coding region runs from base 380 to 2017 and encodes 545 amino acids. Lineage: Eukaryota; Metazoa; Chordata; Actinopteri; Syngnathiformes; Syngnathidae. The transcript has 8 exons. Gene Ontology annotation, biological process: regulation of calcium ion-dependent exocytosis; calcium-ion regulated exocytosis; regulation of dopamine secretion. Gene Ontology annotation, molecular function: syntaxin binding; calcium-dependent phospholipid binding; clathrin binding. The record is from RefSeq and is a predicted model, not a curated record. Gene Ontology annotation, cellular component: membrane.
UUUGGCAGUUCAUGUGCGCAGGUGCAGAAGAGUCAAACGCUGAUCGUGUGGGAACAACUAAUUGUGGAAACAUUUUUGAGAACGAUCACUCGAAGAAAAAAAGAUUAGUUCUGCAGUUUUUUUUUUUGGCAAGAAUGGACAGAGAAAUUCGCCUUGGUGGAGAGAGAAGGUUCUGCCGUGUGUCUAAAUUCUAAUGACAAAAUUGCAAAGAGGGGACAGCAGAGAGAAAACAUGUCAAGAGCUACUUUCCAGAGUUCAAGUUUGUCAGCAAAUCCGUGUUUGGACCCAACAAGGCUACUGUGUGUGCGUGUGUGCGUGCGCACACGUCAGUGCCCUGUGAUGAGCGCACUCCACGGCUGACGAUGCAGCUGGGAGCAGCAUGAGUCCGGAGCGAGCGGAGCAUGACAUGGUGUGUCAGAAAGCCGUGACCCUUAUUGUCGACCUCUGCCAGCACAACAGCACGCUGUUGGAGCAGGACACGUGUCAGGAGUUCCUCUUCCUGUUGUCCGGCCACGGCGCCAAGCACACGGAUCAGGACGCUACUUUUGGCCUCCUCCUUGGUGUGUUUGUGCUCUGUGGCUUGGUUCUGUUGGGCCUCCUGGCUUUUGGCUCCUGGAAGCGGUGCGGUCUGCCUCAGCGGCGCAAAGCCAGCUUCCUCGCUCCGUCCCCCAGCCCGGAGCACCACCCACUGCAGCUGCCUCGCCCGUUGCCAUUGCCGUCACCCCCAGGUCCCCGGCAGCAGCAGCAGCCAUCGGUUACCAUGGCAACCGAGAAAGUGAAGGACCCCGUGGGCCCGAUGGGCUUCCUGGAGGCCGCAGUUAAGAUAAGCCACACUUCUCCUGACAUUCCCACUGAUGUUCAACUCUCCAUGAGGGAGCACUUCCUGCGUCGCACACAGCGCAUGCAGAGACAAACCACAGAGCCAGCUUCCUCUACCCGGCACAAUUCCUUCAAAAGGCACCUUCCUCGACAGAUGCAGGUUGGCAGCCUGGACUUGGGGAACGACUACAUGUUGGAAAAAGAGGAAAAAUCCACAAGCAUCGGCCGCAUUCAGCCGGAGCUCUACCAACAGAAAACAUUAGACACCGAGGACUCCUCCAAGAACGGCAGCAGCAAAAACUGUGGUAGGAUUAACUUCUCUCUGAAGUAUGACUACGACAAUGAGGCCCUACUCGUCAACAUUAUCAGGGCGGUUGACCUUCCCGCCAAAGACUUGUGCGGCACUUCCGACCCUUACGUCAAGAUCUACCUGCUGCCCGACCGCAAGAAGUUCCAGACGCGCGUCCACCGGAAGACCCUCAACCCCAACUUCAGUGAGAACUUCCACUUUCCCGUGCCUUACGACGAGCUGGCAAUCAGGAAGCUCCACAUGAGCGUCUUCGACUUCGACAGGUUUUCAAGACACGACAUGAUCGGGGAGGUGGUGAUGGACAACCUCUUUGAGACGUCGGACCUAGCCCGCGAAACAAAUAUAUGGAGAGACAUCGAAUAUGCCACCAGCGAGAGUGUCGACCUUGGGGAGAUCAUGUUCUCACUUUGUUACCUGCCCACUGCUGGAAGACUCACACUGACUGUCAUCAAGUGUAGGAACCUUAAAGCCAUGGACAUCACUGGAUACUCAGACCCUUACGUCAAAGUGUCACUAAUAUGUGACGGGCGACGUCUAAAGAAGAAAAAGACUAGCAUAAAAAAGAACACCUUGAAUCCCACCUACAACGAGGCCAUCAUCUUCGACAUCCCACCUGACAGCAUGGACCACGUCAGCCUGCACAUCUCUGUCAUGGAUUACGAUUUGGUCGGUCAUAACGAGGUCAUUGGCGUAAUGCGGGUGGGAUGCAACGCAGACGGUUUGGGAAGGGACCACUGGAAUGAAAUGUUGGCUUAUCCUCGCAAGCCCAUCGCACACUGGCAUCCCUUACUAGAGUCCAAGAAAUCUGAGAAGGAGUGGAAAGCAAGGGCCGCCAGUUUUGACAGUCAGGGCUCCUGUCCUUCCCCCCGCCCCCCGGCGACACCCUGAGCAACGCCACCUGAGACCUCUGCAACCUCCUUUCAACCCAGAUGAGCAGGGGGCAGUAGGAGGUUCUUCCUGCCUCCUGCAGAUCCAUUUCCUGUCUGUGUGAUUAUCGAGGAGAAACCCUGCUGUCGCUCCGUGCUCCUGCCAACCCCCCAGACUGACACACACACACACACACACACACAUACACACACACACCCCUCUAUCCCACUCUCCCAGUUGACUGCCACACCCCACUUUCCGCCAGUGUGGUCCAAGAGGAGUUAGAAGCACGUCAGAUCAGGUCGUAUUUUUGGAGGUUAUGGCGCUCGAUCUGCAGAGAGGGGUUUUUUUAAUGCCCCUCUUCCCUGUUAGGGGAUGUGCGCACACCGUUAAACUACGGAAGUCUCGGAGGGAAGGGAGAUGUCUGAGGAGGCACGUGUCGCCUUUUAUAAUGUCCUGGUGCUGUUGUCAUUUGCAUCAAAACUAAAAUCAAGCCCUAGCUUCUUUAAGGUGUUAAAAUUGAGUUGUCAGUUGCAUCCACCUAUUGUGAUGCUAAAUUUUCAGACUUCUGGCUAAAUCAUGAAUGAGCAGAAAAGGAUGAGGACUGAAAUAUUGAUUUAAUUAGACCUCAAGAGCAAGCAAAUAUAAACAAAAGCUAUUAACAUACGGUAAAAAAGUUCUUGAUUGCUCUGACCCAAUUAGUCACCGGUUGCAUUAUCUACUUAAGACCAAUAAAAACCCUCAAAGAGAGGCCAACCUUUUCAGACCCCCAAAAAAAACAAAACAGAAAAAACAAACAAUGUGAGAUGAAACGUAAUUUUUAAUGCAUUAUGCUAAGUGGAGGCAACAGUGAUUUGUGUUCCAGUUGACUCAGCUAGGGAAUCGCUCCCCGUGGUGUCGUGUGCAUCCGUGUUGAUGCUUCUGCCAAGUCUGCGUCAUUUCUUGAUGUUUCGCUGCACUUCUCCAUAAUUCAUUUUAUCUCGGUUUAGUUAAUAAAUAAACUUCCAUAUUGUAUGAAUAUAAAACGUGAAUUAAAAAAUACAUUUACACAAAUAAAAGUACAGCAUCCAACCCAAUGUAAAAGUGCCCCAUCCAUCUGCAGUUUAGUUAAUAAGCACACAUGUCCACGAUCGCACAAUUUCUCAUAGUUUCUGAUUGAUGUUCGCAUUGCCUCCUUGGUCUCUUGUCGUUGUGGAGGAUCUGUAUGUAUAAUUUUGUGCAUAUAUUUGCUUACAUCUAUUUUGUGAUUGUUUGCAUUCUUUUCAACCAGACAAAAUGUGAAGCUACAUGUAGUCUAGCACGUGGUGAUAAUGAGAGAAAAAAGAAAAAAAACUCUUCCUCGAUUUUUACACGUCAUGAAAGUUUGCGUUUGUUCUCUUAUGUAAAAUGUUAUAUUUUGUCACCCAGAUGCCGUUGUGGUUUUGUUGGCUCCCCUUAUUCAAUUUGCUGGACCUGCUGUCUUUCAAACAAAAAAGGUGAAUUUUAAUGACGAAAAGUGUUUCGUUGUGAUGAGAAAUCUGUACUUUGGUUUGUUUUGUAGAUGAACAAGUAAAUAUUUUGUACCAAGAACAAAUCUCCUUUUAGGCUGUGUGAGUGAAAAAACGGUGUAGUUGUUGCAUUACUAAAUGUAAAUGUGCGUUAUGAAAAACCAACAGGAGGCAGUGUAAUUACAGCACUCACAAUAAAAAAAAAAAAAAGUUAAAGUUUGUUUUUAUCUGAAAAACAAUUUGUUUUUUCGCAUUUCAAAUGACAUUAAAACCCAAAGGGGAAAAAAAAUCAUCGUGUAUUACUACAUACAGUGAAGAAGGUGAGUAUUUGAACAUCGUGCUAAUUGCAAGUUCUCCCACU